AUAAUAUUGAUAAACUGAUAGCAGGUGAAGGAAGAUGAGCAGAGUAACAUUAUCUCAGUACAGUAUCUAGCGUGCAGAGUAUCUUUUAUAUCACUCUUAACUUAUAGGUAAAUUAGAGUUUGGAAAAGGUUUUCGUGAUGCACCGUGGCUUAGUCUUGCUGUUAGGUCUUAUUGGGGCGACAUGUGCUUUAAGGUUGAGCAGACAUAGAAAGUUCCUGUAUCCACCAGCACUUCCUGAAGGCACUGAGCCUCCCCCAGACCAGUGGUUCACCCAGACCCUCGACCACUUCAACCCUACUGAUACCAGGACAUGGCAACAGAGGUACUUUACCAAUGCAACUUUCUACAAGCCGGGUGGACCUGUUUUUCUGAUGAUUGGAGGUGAAGGACCAGCCAACCCAGUAUGGAUGGUGGAAGGAGCUUGGAUUUCAUAUGCUAAGGAUGUUAAUGCCUAUCUACUCUACUUGGAGCACCGAUUCUAUGGCCAGAGCCAUCCUACAGAGGAUGUUUCAGUAGAAAAUUUAGUUUACCUAAGCAGUGAACAAGCCCUGGCAGAUUUGGCAACUUUUACUGUAAGCAUGCAAGAAAAUCUUGGCUUAAAAGAAAACAAAUGGAUAGCAUUUGGUGGAUCAUAUCCAGGGUCCUUAGCCGCUUGGUAUCGCUUGAAGUAUCCACAUCUAGUGCAUGGAGCUGUUGCUACAAGUGCUCCUAUUGUGGCUCAGCUCAAUUUUAAAGAGUAUCUAGAAGUGGUUCGUGAUUCUCUUGCCACGACUGGGGAAGAGUGCAACACAGCGAUCAAGGAAGCACACAGGCAGCUCCAUACCCUUCUUCAGGAUAAGACUGGAUGGAUUACGAUCACUGAAAAAUUUAGGCUCUGUACACCAUUAGAUGGAAUCAAUGAUCAAGAUGUAGCAAACUUAUUCUCUAUGCUGACAGAAAACGUAGAAGAUGUGGUACAAUAUAAUGAAGACAAUCGAGCUUUUGAGGGCGUUAAGGGUACUAACAUUACCAUUGACGUUGUGUGUGGCAUAAUGACAGACAAGGCAGGAGGUGUCCCAGUAGCAAGAUAUGCUGCGCUCAACUCAAUGAUUUUGGACGUAUAUGACGAGGAAUGCCUUGAUCACACGUAUGACACUCUGAUGAAGGAGUUAAAGGAAACCAGUUGGGAGAAUAACACCAGUGUUGCAGGUAAGGGUCCUUGUUUCCCUCUAGGUCGUGCCUGGACUUAUCAAACUUGCACGGAGUUUGGUUUCUAUCAGAGCUCAGAUUCAGCAGACCAACCGUUUGGAAAUGAGUUUCCAAUUGAGUUCUUCACUCAGCAGUGUCAGGAUAUCUAUGGGUCAAGGUUUACCUAUAGCCUGAUAGAGGCCAGUAUCAAGAGAACAAACACAAACUAUGGUGGCAGAAAUCUGAAAGUGACAAGAGUUGUUUUUCCCAAUGGUUCUGUUGACCCUUGGCAUGCUCUUGGAGUUACUGCUGACCUCAGCACUGAUGCUACUGCCAUUUUUAUAAACGGAACUGCACAUUGUGCCAACAUGUAUCCUGCCUUGCCCACUGAUCCUCCACAGCUGACACAGGCAAGAGAGCAGAUUGCCCAGCUCAUUAAAAAAUGGCUCCAGGAGUGAUAUGAAUAUCAGCUCCCACAUAUGUAUUAUGGGCUCAGAUGAAUUAAAGUGAUGGAAAUUUAUAUAUUGUGGAAUGGAUGUGCUUUUAGUAAGAAUUUAUGUGUUGACUAUAUGUAGUAUGUUCUUAAAAUUUUUACUUUACAUAGUAGCAGCUUAAAAAUUGUACUUACAUUUGUUUUAGGCUUUGUUCUCAUAUAAGUUUUAAAUUAAUGUAAUAAUUUGGUACAGUAUAAUUUUUAUUAAAUUCUUGACUUGUGAUAAGUAUAGUUCAAAACAUAAUUCACCAAUUAAAUUUAAAGGUUUUACCAAAUUAUUUGUCUUAUAAUGUAUUUUGAAAUACCUAGCAAAUAUCCAUUUGAUUUUUAAUAUGUAUACACUAAACUCCCAGUUAUAUCUGUCCUGGAAGACAGGGAACCCAGAUGCAAAGGUUGACAACCAUUCAAGAUAUGGUUACUUGUUACAGCUAGUGGAGACCUCUCUCAAGAAGGAGGUCUGUCACUUUUAAGUGGGUCCUUUCCCAACACUGUUUACUUGUCUUAUUAAGAAUCCAUCAACUUUUGUAAGAUUUGCUUCUUUGGAAAUGGGAUAAGAUUUAUUGUUAAAACAUCUGACACUCAUUGGAUUGGAUCAUCCAAUGAUAGAAUUACUACUACAGGUUUUCUACAAAUGGCAAAGGCUUUAUUUUUGGUUAUUUCUUGCUCGUUAUUAGCUGAAUGACACUUGCACUUCAUUGUAAAGAGGCAGUUUUGCUAAACCUUGCUCUGUUCAUUCUGGGGACAUUCUGUUGGUGGUUACCCACCAUGUAGGGUAGGGGUUGAUUCCUAAGAAAGCCAGCACUGCUGGUUGUGUUAGGAGGGGUACUGGUAUUUAGAGAUGGGUUUUUCCAUGCAAGAUGGGUUUACUAAUGGUUUGGCAAUAAUGUGCUGUACUAAAUGCCCUUUGAUUCUGUUCUAGUGUUGGAGGUCUAUCUGAGUGCUGAUGUGAAACGUUUUCUAGCAUUUUGGUUUUCCUUAUGCCAGGCUCUGUUAGUGUCUAGUCCAUGAGGUGUGUAUGUUUGUCUCUUAUGUUUAACACAGGCCUUAUUUAGACUGUGUUUUAUGUGCUUACUCAUUUUUGAGGAUUCUAGUGUGUGUGGGCUUCGUGAUGUUUCACCAAUGUAAAAUGUGUCACACCCUCUGCAUAGGCUCUUGUACAUGCCUGCUUCUGUGUUGUGGUGGUAGCUGGCCUUUCAUCUAUUCAAUUCAUGUAAACUUUUAGAUGUUAUGACUGUUUUGUUGGUGUCACUUUGUUUGAGAGCCCAGGUUAUAUUAUGGGCUUCAUUACCAGUAGAUAAAAUAUUGCUUUGGGCAUUGUCAGUAUUCUCCCUAGGGUUGGGUUGUUGAAAUCUUCUGUGUUUUAAGUCUGCAAUUUAAGAAAAGGUAAACAUGAGUGUGGUAAGUAUGUUGGCAGCAGUGUUACACUCAUCUUCAAAAAACUUUGAACUACAUGUUCUGUAAGUCCCGAGAAAGAAAUCAAUAAUGCUACCAUUUUUAAUACUUUUAGCAUGGUGGGAAAUAAAGUGGAUUAGAUCUCC
Molecule: messenger RNA, 3198 nt
Organism: Cherax quadricarinatus
Lineage: Eukaryota; Metazoa; Arthropoda; Malacostraca; Decapoda; Parastacidae
Product: putative serine protease K12H4.7
Biological process (GO): proteolysis
Molecular function (GO): serine-type exopeptidase activity; dipeptidyl-peptidase activity
Source: RefSeq, a predicted model, not a curated record